Molecule: messenger RNA, 2319 nt
Organism: Ogataea angusta
Lineage: Eukaryota; Fungi; Ascomycota; Pichiomycetes; Pichiales; Pichiaceae
Exons: 1
Coding region: 1-2319 (772 amino acids)
Biological process (GO): intra-Golgi vesicle-mediated transport
Cellular component (GO): COG complex
Source: RefSeq, a predicted model, not a curated record
AUGGAUUUUGUCUUUGACACCUAUGAGGAUUACAGCGGCGACUCCCCGACCGGCUCGCUGCCUGUGCCGUCUGCGCCUCUCAAAAUACCCAAUAUCCCGCUUCAAGGAGACUUAACCCGCAAAUUCUCGAAUUUGAGCAUUUUAAAUCACAUUAAGCCAAAAAAUAAAGACAAGCAUCAAAACGAGGACACAGCCGCGUUCCGUUAUGCCAAAACUUCCCUAGACCUGCUCAACGCAAACAAUGCGUCUUUGGUUCCUUUGGAGCCUACGGCGGAAACUACAGAUUCUAAUGUGCUUGCGGGGCGCUUGAGUCGAGUUCUAAAUCAGUCCAACUUUGAUUCAACUAUCCGUCAGUCGCUUGUAUUGUUACAAUCGCGAACCGAAGAGCGUGAUGCAUCAGCCGAUGGAGAUAUUGAUUACAAACACCUAACCAGCCCGAAUAUGCUGGGAUCCAUUGCUCGACGGAAAUUACGAGGCGACGUGGAAAGCGAGCUUCUGCGUCAGCACUUUCAGUCGCUGAAAAAGUUCCAUCUGGUGGUCAAGAAACUGAACGUGAUUAAGCAGGACCUGGAUGAUUUGAAUUCCUGUUAUGAGGAAAUCGACGGUAAAUUGAGCGAGAGUCUGCAGGAUACGGCUGAUUACAAAAAAGAAGUUAAAGAAUUAAUUCAAAAACGCGACUUGGUGAAAAUUAAAAAGAGUUUGUUGGCAGCAUUUCGCUCCAACUUCUCUUUGAGUGCAUAUGAGGAACACGUUCUACACAAUGGGGAUGUUGACCAAGAGUUUUUCAACGUUGUUCAGAAAGUUGAGAGAAUAUACGCGAAUUGCGACAUCCUGCUCAGUAUGAAUAAUGACAAGCUGGGGAUCAGCAUUAUGAACCAAAUGUCGAGUCAUCUUCAACACGCCAAUGAAAGAAUAUCUAAUUUUCUGCGCAAGAAUCUCAAUUCGAUUUAUGUUCAAAACGAUUUCGCAAAAAACCCAGAUUCCAUUGCAAAUUUCCAGCGUGCACUUGUGUCUGUUCUUUCGAGAAAUAAAGACGAGUUUGACUCCAUUGUGAGUGACAUUAUCGAAAACAGGUCGCGGAUUGUUAGCGAGGAGUUCAUGUCGCAAUUGAACGGCUACUCGGACGAAAUCCGCUCGAAACCUAAAAAAUCAUUUUUAAUGUCAUCGUAUGACUCGAAAAGAUAUCUGAGCGAUGUGCUGGCUUAUCUGCACAGUGUCAUUGCAAAUGAACUAGAAAUGGUUGAAAGCUUGUUUACAUUUGAUCAAGAGGUGUCAGCAGACCUGUUACCAGUGAUUCGCACGGUGGUUAAUAAGGUGCUCGGCUCUUUGAGUCGGCCAUUCAAAAGCAGUUACGAAACUAUCCUGAGACAAGAAACAAAGCCAAGAGUUGUUGUUGAGCUCUAUCAGCUUCUAGGUCUUUACAAGCAUAUGUUUGAGAAGUUGACUCGAGACAACAGUCUGAUUGAAAGCUUGACACAAUUGCAGAAAGAUUCAUUCAAGAAGCUGUUAAUACUCCUAUCCUUAAAAAUGAAAGAAAUCAAGGUUGAGUCAGAAGUGGAAGAAAUUGACGAGGAAGUCCUUGGUCUGCCGGACUGGCUAAUGGACUUUUACUCAGAAUUCCUGGGCAUAUUUGAUUACCACAGCAAUACAGACAAAACAUUUUUGAACGUUGAUAAAUCAGAGGAGAACGAACUGUUCAGACUUUUGGUAGAUGAGCCGCUCGAGUUGCUUAAUACAAUAUCAAGAAAGCUGAAAUUCUCCAAAAAGUCCAAGAAAAUCUUCAUCAUCAAUUGUCUAGAUUUCAUGCUCUCCAAAAUCGAGUUGAUCUCGCUGCUAUCUUCCAAGGCUGCAUUCAUCCAGGAAAUGCUUGAGCAGACAGUUCAAUCACUCAUAAUCGACGAGUUCAACCAGCUGCUCCAUAAUUCGGGACUCUUCGAUAUCUACAAUCUUGUGAACAUGAUCUACAAGCUUGAGGAUGAUUUCUUCGACGUCUCAUUGUACGAGCCAAUCACGGAAAACAAGCUUUUCAAUGUUGCCACAUUCCAGCAAGCAGAUCUGAAGCUUCAAGAGUUUUUGAUUGGAUAUCUUGUUUCGAACGAGCUGAACAAAUUGAUCUCCCCAACAAUCCUCAAUACCAUAUUCAUCAACUCGACCCUCAAGUUCGUCAAAUUUUAUCGCAAACUCCUACUCAUCGUGGGUGAGUAUCUGAAGGAUGAGAAUGAUCAACCUAUCAACGUGUUCCGCUGGGAUGAUGUUCAUGUCGCUACACUACUGGGUGUUGAAGAACCAUACGAGCGUGAACAAGACAUAUUUGACUAG